AGUGUUCAAUUAUUAUUAAAUGAAAAGGGUAGUUUUGGCAUUUUCAUAAAUUCAUAAAUUCUUAAUUUCAGUUUUGUUUUAUUUUAUUUUUUUCCUUCCUCUCCAACCGCCUCCUUCUUUCACGUUCACAGAGAGAGAGAGGAUAGAGAUGCGCGAUGUCAACGGCGACGGUGAGAGAAGGGCCGACGGCGACGAUGGAGAGAGAAAGAAGAUCUCGACGGCGUUGAUGGAGAGGGGAAAAGGCGUCGCGACGGAGGCGGUAGCAUUGGAGAGAGAGAAAGUUGAUCUAGAGAGAGGCGAUGGCGGAGAGAGAGAGAGGCGAUGGCGGAGAGAGAGAGGCAGUGGCGGAGUGAGCUUCGACGACGAUGGAGGAGAGAGAAGCGGCGCGGUGAUGGAGAGAGAGAGGUAACGACGGCUGUAGAGAGAGUCGGCGGCGGCAGCGGCGGUGGCGGUGGAGAAACAUCGUAUACGUCGUCUGAAGGAAGAACAGUGAUUUGUAUAGUUUGUAUGUUUUGUAACAUUAGUUUGUAUUGUUAGUAUUUUUGUACAAAAUGCCAGUACGAUUUGUAUAGUUUGUAUGUUUUAUAAUAUUAAUUUGUAUACUUUAUAUGUAUUGAUUUGUGCUGCAAAUCACGUCGCUUUGUAUUGUAAGUACUAAUAAUUUGUAUACUUUAUA
This is a messenger RNA of Linum trigynum, 676 nucleotides long. The record is from the annotation of a GenBank genome assembly. Lineage: Eukaryota; Viridiplantae; Streptophyta; Magnoliopsida; Malpighiales; Linaceae.